This is a messenger RNA of Caenorhabditis angaria, 3516 nucleotides long. Lineage: Eukaryota; Metazoa; Nematoda; Chromadorea; Rhabditida; Rhabditidae. The record is from the annotation of a GenBank genome assembly.
AUGUUUAAUGCUACAAUUGCAUCAACUUCGCUAUUGAUUUAUUUACAGUAUCCAUUUUUGCCGUUGGUUUUUAUUAUGCCAUUUUUAGUUGUUUGUGAGUUUGGGGAGAAUUCCUCGCUGCUUUUUUGGCGCCAAAAUCUGAAAAAUUCAAAAAACCGCAUGUGCUAAACAAUAAGCAUUCGGAGUAUCGUUGUUUUUCUUUUGUUUAUUUUUUUGUUGUUUUCGAAAACACAUGUGUGCACAUAUGUGUUUUUUUUUGCAUUUUUGUUUAUUUUUUUGCGACAAAUAGCUACCUAACCUUUUUAUAGUUGCAAAAAUGACGGAUUGGACAGUGCAGGAUGUUUUGAACUGUAUAAAAAUUGUUCUCAAUGAUGAUGUAAGUUUUUUCCCAUUUUAUACAAUUCAUUUUUGUUUUCAGAUUGUUGCUCGACCAUCAGAAGACGAUCUCGAAAAAUAUGAAGUAGAUGAACCCGAAGAAUUUUUGCUGUUUCUGUUCAAUAAAUCGGAAAGAAUCGGAGAGGUCUAUGACAGCAUCAAUAUGUUUGAAAAAGAUCUUGUAAAAGCAUGGGAUAUGCCUGAAUAUUAUAGAUAUGGAUAUGAUAAACAACCCGGGACAGAAUUUACAGAAAAUUUACAUGGUGGAGCAACUAUUUAUAAAGACGAAAAGGGGAAUGAAUAUACUUCGAAACAUGAUAUGAUAUUGAUGUUUUUAGCUAUUUUCGAGAAUAUACCAAUGCAUAACAUGGUUUCACGUCAUUUUUCGUGCUGGAUCAAUCAUUUGAUUCGACAAAAAUACGAAAACAUGGAGAAUACCUAUGAGUUAAUACCCUAUUCGAUAGUUUUAUCCAUGGAAAAAUCAGCUGAAGAAAUCAAAUGCCAAGGAGAAUUUGAAGGUGAUAUUCGAGAAGAAGACUUGUUCGAACUCCGCAAAUAUUUUGAUGCUGAAUAUGAACACGUGGUUGUCGAUCAUUUCAAAAAACUUCUCGAUAAAUUCCCAGUUUCCAGCGAAAAAUAUCAAGUGUUCUACAAGAAAAUUUAUAUGGAUAUUAAAGGAACCAUUGAGAAGGCUUUGAAAGUUCAUGAAAAUUUCAAAGAUUCAUUGGAACCCUCGACAAAUCCUCUUCCAAUUGUUCGAUGUUUUACGUCGAAAAUAUCGGAAAAACCAAUGAAGUUCUAUUUUGAAAAAGAGGUUUUUAAUGCGAUUAAAUACUUGCGGAAAGAUUUGAAAGACGAAUUCGAAUCCGAUGCUGAAACUGAAAAAGAACGGAAAUGUGGAAUUGUGCAUAUGAUGAAUGAGCAAACUUUUGUUGAAAUCUUGGAAAAAUAUAAGAUUUCGAUGGCUGAAUUGACUGUAAGUUCUGAAGGGAAGUUUUGAAUCGGACACGAUUUUGAGGAUAAGCAAUAGUUUUCAUAAAGUUUCUCUUUAGAUAUCGAUAUUCUCAAAACCAAGUUCGAUUCAAAGUUGACCAAUUCUUAACUGUGUUUUUUUCAAAUUAGUUUUUUGCAGAUUCUAAAAAAACCAUAUUAUAGUUUCUCAACUAUGAUUGUCUCUCCGAUUAUUUCAAAUUACGGAACAUUCUGCAAACUGGCGACUGAUGCAUUCCGCGAAGUUGUACGAUAUAUGAUAAGAAAUAUGGAAAUAUUCAAAAAUAUCUACGAAGUUGAAUUUGCCAAUUUGAUAAUGUGGAUCGAGACGAAUUUGGCUGAUUUUUUUGGGAAAUCUGGAAAAAUAUAUGCAAUUGAGAUGUGGAAAAUCGAGGAGAAAAUUGGAAAAUUGAAAAAUGAUUGGAAAUUGAAGAAAUCGUCAAUUUACACACUACGAUUGAAAGAAUCAUACGAAAAAUCGGAGAUUCUUGAUUUUGUUCAAAAAUCCUUUCAACCACUGAACUUGGAUUUGGAGGUUUUCGAAUUUCAUUAUACGAAAAUAAUGGAUAAUAGAAUUCCCAAGAAAAGUGAUAUUUAUGAAUUGUUGAACAUGUGUUUCGAAAAUAAAAUAAUUCUUUCUUUGAAAGAUUUACGUGCGGCUUUUGAUCAACAAAAUGGAGAUGACACAAUUAUAGUAGAUUUGAACAAUGCGAUGAAGGAAUUGGGAAUAGAUGAAAAGUUGUGCGAAGUUGUGGAAAAAGUUAAAGAAAUAGCCAAGUAAGUGUUUUUUUUAAAUAAAACUUGUAAAAGCUAAUAUUUUAAGCUAUACGCUUGCACACUUCGAAGUUGGCGAAACUCAACCAAUUUCAAAAUUCGAAAAGUUAUUGGAAAUCCCAAAUUUUCGCAAAACAUUUGAUGACAAUUCUUGGAAAUAUCUGAAGAAUUUUAUUUUCAAAAAUUUGGAAAAAACGAAACAAUUGAUGAAAAAUUUCGAACAUUUAUACGAUUUUGAAGAUAAAAAUGGGGAAUUAUUAUUUUCGAAAAGGGAACAAUAUAUUGGAGAUUUGGAAUCGAUUCGAUUGAUUGAGAAAGAAGAAAUGGAGCGAAUUUCGGAAAAAAUGAGGGAUGAAAAUAAGAAAUUGAGAAGUAUUGUGGAUGCGAUUCAAGGGCAAAUGAAAGAUGAACGAAAACGGUGAGUUUUUUAGCUGGGAACAUUUAAAAAUCAAAACAUUUUGCAGACAUCAAGAAGAGGUGCAAAAAAUCAAAGAAGAUCAUCAGAAGUGUGAGGAAAAAUAUGCAGAAGAUAUGAGUGAUAUAACAAGUAGACAUACAGAUCACAUUCGCGAUUUGAAGAAUGAAUUGGAUUCGAUGAAAAAAUCCAAGAUCGAUAUUGAGAAGACAUUGAAGAAAAAGGAAAAUGAGGUGGUUUCGACAGAAAAAAUUAAGAAAAAUCUCGAAAAUCAGUUGAAAACGGUGAACAAGGAGAAGAGUACGAUUGAGAAAAAAUUGGAAAAAAUGGAAAAUGAUUUGGCUUCGGUUGAAACAUCGAAGAAAAGUUUGGAAAAUCAGUUGAAAAACAUGAAACAUGAUAUGCUUUUGGUCGAAAAAUCAAAGAAAAAUGUUGAGAAUCAGUUGGAAGCGGCUGAAACAUCGAGGAAAAAUCUGGAAGAUGAGUUGAGAAUUGAGAAAAGUUCAAAUAUCGAAAUUCACAAUCAAUUGAUUAUUGCUGAAACAUCUAGAAAAACUGUGGAAAAUGAGCUGAAUUUGACGAAAGUGAACAAAAAACCACGAGGAAAAGUUUUGAAGAAGAUUAAAAAUUUGGAAAGCUGGUUUGAAAAUGGAAUUGAAAAAAUGAAUCGGAUUUCUGAAAACCAUAGAAAAUUGAGCAAUUAUGAGCGGAUUUUGAAAAUCUCGAAAUCACAUGAAGAAAUAUUUGCAAAUCUCAAUAAACUUCUUCAAAAAUUUCCCAGCAAUGCUGAAAUUUUCCGAGCUAGAAAUCAAUUGUUCAAAAAAUCGGAUUUUGAUAGAUAUGUGGAAGAUAUUCGAGAACAAAUUCAACGGAUUCAAGAAAAUCCAGAAGGCGAAUUUGAAGAAUUGCAGUUUGUACAAGUUAUGAAGAAAUAUGAGCAAUGGGUUGAAGAAUAUUUGUAA